AUGGCCGAGGAAUUCCAGAACGGCCGAAGAUAUCACGCGUUCCGCGAAGACGAAUAUACCCUGGACCUUAUGGACUUACCCCACCCUAUCUAUACACUGGUCCUCGAUGGCGAAAUCCACAUUGCACACAUAAACAACCCACAAAGCUUCCUAGUCGACGGGCUCGGAAUCGGAGCUGUUGAUUUUGCAGGGCUGACAAUUCGUGUUCCAGGGAAUAAUCUCAGUCCUAUACAACCAAAGUGGGUCCCGCUAAACUGUCAAUUUGAGAUUGAUGACUUUGAAUCGGAAAAGCCUUACACCCACCCGUUUGAUUACAUCCACGGUCGAGAGCUUUCUGGGUCUAUAUGCAACCUCUCUCAUCUAUAUAAACAAGCCUUCACCCAUUUGCGGCUUAGUGGAUUCUUUGAAGUUCAGAGCUUUACUAUUGAUAUCGUUUCCGACGACGGUUCGAUCGAAAAGGCACCCUAUACAAAACAAGCCCUUACGCUUCUCCAAGAAGCGAGUGCCAAAUUUGGCAAACCUAUCAUGAAAGACGCCGGCUUCACGAACGUAGUUUGCAAGAUUGUGAAAGCGCCUUCAACUUCAUGGGUUAAGGAUCCAAAGCAAAAGGAGAUCCGGAAGUUUCUUCAGGCUCACCAAAUACAUAGUGUUCCUGCGUAUACCAAUGCUUUACUAUCCAGGGUUCUAGGAUGGGACAAAACAGAGAUUGAUGUCUUGAAUAAGCAUCAUGGGAAACCUUGUCUCAUAUAUGGACGGAAACUGUAG
Messenger RNA from Aspergillus alliaceus, 765 nucleotides. RefSeq lists its product as uncharacterized. The record is from RefSeq and is a predicted model, not a curated record. The transcript is spliced from 7 exons. The coding region runs from base 1 to 765 and encodes 254 amino acids. NCBI's taxonomy places the organism in Eukaryota, Fungi, Ascomycota, Eurotiomycetes, Eurotiales, Aspergillaceae.